UGCAAUCGUAGCAACAAAAAAAGCGGUGUGCCAUCGGACGGACGGUAUACCUUUUGUGCCGACGAGCGGAACCAAUUUCCAGUCGCGCGGGUAAAUUAAAGAACAAAAUCCACCCGCCUGCUCGAUCAACGCCAUCAACGCUUUUCCACCAUCAACACACCACGCCGGCGGGCUGGACGCCGCAUUUCCACAUCGGCAAACGGCGGACCAAAGUAAUGCGCUGUUGUUUACUUUUUUAGUUGGCAAUUUUUCCUUAACAACCGCAACCCGGCGGACGGACAGAAUGUCGCACACCAUCCUGCUGGUGCAGCCGGGGCAGCAUCCGGAAACGCGCACCUACAGCGACUACGAGAGCGUGAACGAGUGCAUGGAGGGGGUGUGCAAGAUCUACGAGGAGCAGCUGAAGCGGCGCAACCCCAACACACCGACCAUCACCUACGACAUUAGCCAGCUAUUCGACUUUGUCGAUCAGCUAAUCGAUCUCAGCUGCCUCGUCUACCAGAAGUCGACCAACACCUACGCGCCCUACAACAAGGAAUGGAUAAAGGAGAAAAUCUACGUCCUGCUGAGGCAGGCGGCCGGCACCAACGCGUAACCCAACCGGUGUCGGAAGAGGGCAGCAGCACGUGCUGCGACACGAGCCGACUUUUUUUCAUAUUUUAUUUUAUUUUUUAAAUUUCCUUUCCCAUUAUUUGUACACACUUUUACAGGCUGAGAUUGUGUUUGGACAGCCCGAACAGCAAAAAAAAAAAACGAUCCCAACCCAAGGACUGUGUAGGAACGAGGUCAGAUAUUAGCCAAAAUCGGUUUGGCCAUCUUUGACAGCGGAGAGCCGUUGAAAAUGCAUCAUACUUCAAACAUUUAUUAUUACAAGAGACAUACAUACUUUUCCUGUAAAAUGUUAUUGCGAUUCAUCAUCAUCAUCAUCAUUCAUCAUUAAAAUCCUAAUUAAAAUUUGAAUCAAAAAGGGCUUUCAGAUGUCAAACUGCUGGAACGAACUUGUAGCUACUUGUCAAAUCGUUCUACAUUACUUGACCUCGUUGCUACACAGUCGUUGGUCCCGACCAUGGGCGGUGCAAUGUCGGCAUGGGAUGCGGGUGAGGAGGUUGAAUUAAGUACGCCAAAACGACGAUCAUGAUAACAAAGGAGGCGCUUUAUCAUUUAACAAAAAAAAAAAACCUGUGCGCGCGGUAGUUGUUAAGGGUCGCCCGCCGCCGCCGCGUAUACACAAUGUGUUCAAAAAGCAUACCAUGUAACGGUUGAGUAAUAAAACAAUAUUUUAACAAGCAUAAGAAAGCUCGAAACGUUUUUGGCGCGUUGAAUAGCGAGGAGGGAUGGCACUAAAUUAGGGAAAUAGGAUUUAGCAAUAAAAGUCUCACAAAGGCUUGAUCGUCGAAAAGCCACACAGUUCAUGUGCAUCUUCGGCGCAUAGCAGCCUGUGUGUCUGACCUGCGAUGCUCUUACUAGGGGGCCUUUAAACUUUACUUUAUAUUGAGGGCCUUUAUGGAUGCGCAUUUUAAAGCAAUGUAUUGACCAAAGCCUAAUAGUCGUGUAUUGACAAUCAUACGAUGCGAGGAAACGUUAAUUAAAUUGAGGAGUCGCAUUUGCUGAACACAGAAACGGGAGGGCAAAACGCUGUAAAAAGCGUUACCCGCUCGCUAUCAGAAGAAGCCAACUAGUGUUGGCAGUAUUAAAAAAAAAUGAUGUAGCAUUUAGUGUCAUGGUGCAAUUUAUAAUAUCUGUUGGGUACUUUGUAGUAAUUAUUUUAGCUUGCUUGAACUAGACAAACGGUUUUUAUAACAUUUAAAGCUGUACACUUUUGUCGCAGAACGGAAUGGAAGAGAUGUAAUAUGUAAUGCAAGUAUGAAGUAUGAAAAAAUGAAAUGUAUUUAAUGAAAUUAAAAUAAUUCAAUAACAAGCUCGUCAUGGGUUUCAAGCCUCGAAUGGACCCCGUGCCCCCAUACGUAGGGACUGAUCAUCCGGCUACGGGUAAUUAAUACGUCACUGAUAGCCGAGCCUAUUACCGCUACAGGAAGGCUUUGACCCGACCGAUGGUUGUUGCAUCAACAAAGGAGAAGAAGUUCUAAAUAAUGCUAGGUAGUAAAGGCAUGCUUGGGCAUAUGUGUUCAACUCAUCUAGAUUUGGUGCCAGAUAUGAUUUUAGAUUGAAGAAAUGCCUUUUUUAUAUCCUGUAACCACUAGUGAUUACUGGCGGUAGUGGGUCCGACUAGCGAUUCCAAAGUAUUCGAUUCCUCAUAGUAGAUCCGUUAUCAGUUUCUGGAAUCAGAAUCGGUUGCGGAAUCGGAAUUGGAUCCAGAAUGCAUUCCGAAAUUGGUUCCAGAAUCAGAAUCGGUUUUGUAAUCGGUUCGGGAAUCGAAAUCGGCUACGGAAUCGAAAUUGGCUCCGGAAUCAGAAUCGGGUUUGGAAUCGGCGUCGGAAUUGGAAUUGGCUCCGAAAUUGAGCCCGGAAUUGAAAUCAGCUCCGAAAUCAGAAUCGACUUCGAAAUCGGACUCAGUUUCAGGCAUUUACACAAGAAUAUGCGUUUGGGUCCAAUGAUGCUACGUAUUGAUAGCCGCAAAGAAUCCCGAUUUACUUGUAAACGAGCCAUUCUCACGGAGAUUCCCGGACUGAUUUCGCCUCUGAAACUUCUUCUUUGAAUUCGGGAACUGAUUCUCAUUGCGGAGCUAAUUCCAAUUCACUAAUCCAAUUCGGAUCCAAUUCGGAGCUAAGACGAUUCAGAUUCCGUUACGGGGGCAAAUUGCGAUUCCAAGAUCGAUUCCGAUUGCGGAGCCGAUUCUGAUUUCGGAUUCGGAGUCGACUCCGGAAUUGGUUCCGGAAUCGGAAUCAACUGCUGGAGGUUUGCAAGUCAAAAGCAGAAUAUAGCAGAAGUAAAUAGCAAACAGCAGAGCGCCUUACUGGGGAAUGGUUUUAGAAUGAAUAUUAUUCUGUGCCCUGUGUGCAGACGUUGCGUUUAUUGAUGAUGAAGACCCACCUCUGACCCCGUACAUAGCUAUCAUAUUUUAUUCUAUUUUAUGUGGUUGCAAAACAAAUGGUUCCGAUUGUCGCGUUCGCAACAGCUGGUACUCGCUAGAUUUGAGUUUGCAUAGGACACCUGAUCUGCUGCUCUUUCGGAUUUGGUGAUAUUAAAAACAAUAAAAAAAAAACGCACGAAACGCAUAUCAUUAUGCGCAUCAUUUGACGUACAAACCGAAGGGAACCGGUUGAUGGUUCAAAAUCAAAAUAAAAUAAAAAAAAACACGGGGGAAUUACAUCGCGAAUGACGUAUUCGGUGGAAUGACAUCGUCGGCUAUGGAUUAGGAAUAUCCAGCAAGAGCGGAGCCACACCACAAGGGAGACGAAACAAGAAAAAAAAAGAUAAAAAGCAAACGCAAAUAGAAGAGAACAUUUUGAGGGAGGGGGAGGGGGGGGCAUAAAAACACGCCGCUAAGAAAGGUUAAAUAAAUAAAAUGCAAUAAAUGGCAAAUGAUAAUUGCUUCCUCCGUGUCUCUCGAAGCGAACGUAUCGUCAGUCAAUUAACAGAGUUUGUGGUAGAUUUUUUGUUAAUGAAAUUUAUGUCUUCCUUUAAUUCACACAAUCUUUGUUUUCUUCUUCCUGUUGCACAUAACAUAAGUAGGAAAUAUUGUGGGAGAACGGCUCAAACUUAAACAACGUUUGCCGGUUGAUUGGUGUGUGUGUGUGUGUGUGUGUGUGU
Molecule: messenger RNA, 3711 nt
Organism: Anopheles coluzzii
Lineage: Eukaryota; Metazoa; Arthropoda; Insecta; Diptera; Culicidae
Gene: e(r)
Product: enhancer of rudimentary homolog
Exons: 3
Coding region: 284-595 (103 amino acids)
Source: RefSeq, a predicted model, not a curated record